Molecule: messenger RNA, 858 nt
Organism: Lycium ferocissimum
Lineage: Eukaryota; Viridiplantae; Streptophyta; Magnoliopsida; Solanales; Solanaceae
Exons: 4
Coding region: 1-858 (285 amino acids)
Source: RefSeq, a predicted model, not a curated record
AUGUAUUUAGUGUGGGAAGUUACAUACUGGGCAGUGCAGCUUGGGUUCAGAUAUUUGUUAUACAUGUGGUCGGCCAAGCCACAUUAUGUGAGAUUGGCCAUUGAGAGGUGGUGGAGGCGUAUUUCAGCCGACUGGGAUCUUGAGUCUUCGCCUGAUGCUGUUACAGGUGUAUUAUCAGUAUCUUCCCAUGAUAUAUAUGCAUUGAUAGAUCCAAGUUCUACGUUGUCGUAUGUUACACCUUUUAUUGUUGGUCGGUUUGGGGUGAGACCCGAGUCGAUUAAACUUUUUGAGGUGUCUACAUCCGUUGGUGCUCCAGUGAUAGCUAGGCGGGUUCGGGAUGUAGAAGCAAAGCCACUGACUCUUCAAACUAUUUCAGUGGUUAAUGAGUUUCAAGAUGUGUUCCCGGACGAGCUUUCAGGUCUUCCACCAAAGCGGGAGAUUAACUUUGCUAUUGACUUGAAAGGUGCCAGAUGUUUUUCAAAGAUAGAUCUAAGGUCAGGGUACCAUCAAGUUAGGGCCAAAGAGAAGGACAUUCCUAAGACAGCUUUCAGAACCAGAUACGAUCACUUCGAGUUUCGUGUGAUGUCAUUCGGCUUGACUAAUGCCCCAGCAGUAUUUAUGGAUUUGAUGAAUCAUGUAUUUAGACCUUUCUUGGAUCAGUUUGUGAUUGUAUUCAUUGACGAUAUUCUAGUCUACUCUAGAUCAAAGGUUGAGCAUGCAGAUCAUUUGCGUGCAGUACUUAGAGUUCUUCAGGAUCGGAAGUUACAUGCAAGGUUCUUUAAGUAUGAGUUCUGGUUGAACUUUGUGCCUUUCUUGGGGCAUAUUAUAUCAAAAGAGGUUAUCAGAGUUGAUACGUAG